AACAGCUGAGCGAUUCUGCUUGAAUUCUAAUAAGUUUAGUUUAUAUUCAUCAGCUGAGUUAUGCGGUUUCGUCCCAAGUUGGCUCGCAUCGCUAUGAACAAUUUGCUUUAAAUCGCGUGGUGCCUUUUAAUUACAUAUAUAUGUAUGAAUGUACUUUGUGCUAAGUUUGUUGUAAACAUCGACAGCGCGAGAGGUCAAUAACGCUGCUGAGUCAAUUACAGCACAAAACGCUUGUUUUGGCGAAAAAUCAAUCGUUGUUGGAACAGGCAGAGGCGGAGUGUUGAAUAAUAAAAACCACAAUAAUGCCGCUGGGUACAUUUGAUGCUUGGGAUGCGGCGGUGCUGGUGUGCAUCUUGCUAAUCUCAGCGCUGAUUGGUAUUUACUACCGCUACACGGGAGGCAAGCAAAAGACGACACAGGAAUACCUGAUGGCGGAUCAAAGUAUGACAACGUUUCCCGUAUCGUUUAGUUUAAUGGCCAGCUUUAUGUCUGCCAUUUCACUAAUGGGCGUCUCCAGUGAAUCCUAUCAGUUUGGCACGCUCUUCGGUGUAAUCAACAUUGCCUACGUAAUCAGCACACCCAUUGCUGCUUACAUAUUUCUACCCGUGUUCUAUCGUAUGCGCACAACAAGUGUCUACGAGUAUUUGGAGCGUCGUUUUGGAUAUGCCACCAGAUUGGCUGCAUCCCUAGCGUUUACGCUGCAAAUGGUGCUCUAUAUGGGCAUAGCACUUUAUGCUCCUGCAUUGGCACUGGAGGCAGUCACAGGCAUACACAGAGGCACAGCUAUAGUGGUGCUAGGUCUAGUAUGCGCCUUCUACUCAACGCUGGGCGGGCUCAAAGCCGUUCUCAUCACAGACGUCUUUCAAUCAUUUCUUAUGUUUGCGGCCAUUUAUGCGGUAAUAGCUGUUUCAGUUAUUAAAGCUGGCGGAUUUGGUGCCAUUUGGCAGGUGGCUGAGGAGCGCGGACGCAUUCAGUUCCUGGAAUUUUCAAUGGAUCCCACAAUGCGUCAGACAUGGUGGUCACUAAUCAUAGGCGGCAUGGUUACAUAUCUAUCGCUAUAUGGCGUUAAUCAAACCCAGGUACAGCGUCUGUUGAGUGUACAUAAUUUAAAAAGCGCACAGUCAGCGCUCUGGUGGAAUUUGCCCAUUUUAGGGCUUUUAAGCUUUAGCACGCUCUUCAGUGGCUUGGCUAUAUUCUAUUUCUAUCGUGACUGUGACCCAAAACUGGAGGGACGAAUUAAGCAAAGGGAUCAACUCAUGCCGCUGUUUGCUGUGGAUACCAUGGGUCAAUACCCCGGGCUAUGUGGUCUCUUUGUUUCGGGCAUAUUCUCGGCGAGUCUGUCGACUAUAUCCUCUGCCGUUACCUCGCUCUCAGCUGUAACACUGGAGGACUAUCUAAAGCCACUAUACAAGACCAUCUUUAAGCGCACACUCAUUGACUCUAAGUCUACACUGCCCACUAAGAUUAUUGCCUGCAUCUAUGGCUUGCUCUGCAUUGUGCUGGCCUUUGUAGCUGGCUCCCUCGGUGGCGUGCUGCAGGCAUCGCUGACCAUCUUUGGCAUUGUGGGUGGUCCACUGUUGGGCAUUUUUACGCUUGGCGUUUGCACAGUGCGCACCAAUCAACGAGGCGUGCUGCUCGGCUUUUUGCUGGGUCUUAUCUUUUGCUUCUGGAUUGGAUUUUGUAGCCUCAAGCCCGAGACCACGCUAACAUUCAGCACCGAUGGUUGCGAAGCAAGUAAUAUUACACAAGUGGCAGCUAAGGCGCUGCAGAGCCACGAAGAGGCGUCACACUUUUACCUAUAUCGUCUGUCCUAUUGGUGGCUCAGUGUGCUGGGCUUCAUCAUCACCUUAAUUGUGGGCUACUUCAGCAGCAUGCUGCUGGCGUACUGCAACUAUGCAGACAACUCACAAAUUUACUUGGACAAGUACAAGCGACAGCUGGACUACGAUCUGUUUGCGCCGCUGCUUUCACGCAGAUGGAGGCAACAACAGCUGCAGCAGGACCAGCAGGCGUCGGAUGAUGAGACGCUAACGAAAUUAACGCAGCAGCCAACUGCAGCUAUAUAAUAAGUUGAGACUUAAUUUUUGUCGUCAGAUGUGCCAGCCAUGACAGAACCAGCGCAGGCUUUACUUAAAUGAAACUUUGUCGUACCUAAAAUAUGCAUAAACUAUGAGACCUAUUUGUAUACCUGCGUGUAUAGUUUUAACCGCUCGAGGCGACCAAAGCAAUGUCUUCCAAAGCUGUAUACAAAUUUGUUAUUAUUAACUAGAAUCUGUCUGACAAAUGUUUAGAUAUAGAUAGAUACAUAUAGCUCCUAAGUGUAACACACUUUUGUUCAACAUAGCGACAAUAACUUUGUAAUUGCAAUGGGCAUUUUACAGCCAGAAUGUCUAAUGCAAAGGUUUAAAUAAUAUUUGAUGAUAUGUAUUUUGUGUUAGUUUGUUUAGCACGUUUUUUACUAUUAGAAUCAAUUGAAGAGUUACUAAAAUGUUUUAUGCUUAUCACUGCGAACUUGCAAAAAUAUUUAUACAUACAAACAUAUUUAUAUACAAUCAGUGUAAUGACGCAACAAAUCAUUGAAUACUUAGUUUAAGUAAAAACAACGCAUAUAUUUAUACACUGUAGAGCUAAACCAAAAUCGCUGAUCAUUAAAAAUUGUUGCAUUU
Messenger RNA from Drosophila busckii, 2666 nucleotides. RefSeq names its product putative sodium-dependent multivitamin transporter. The transcript has 2 exons. Gene Ontology annotation, biological process: transmembrane transport; sodium ion transport. The record is from RefSeq and is a predicted model, not a curated record. NCBI's taxonomy places the organism in Eukaryota, Metazoa, Arthropoda, Insecta, Diptera, Drosophilidae. The coding region runs from base 303 to 2066 and encodes 587 amino acids. Gene Ontology annotation, cellular component: membrane. Gene Ontology annotation, molecular function: symporter activity.